UCCUCAUCACCCUCCUUCCCUUCUUUCUCAACCUACAUCAUCACCUUUUUCCUCCUCUUCUCCUUCCCAUCCAUCGUCUAUUACUAGUCCCCUGCGUUUCUUGACCGCCGCUGCUCUCCAUCCCCUCUCUUUCCCUGCUUCUCCUAACUCCAUGGCUUGCAAUUAUUCAACCACCCCUGUUACUCUUCAAUCCGUCAAUCCAAAGGUGAUUGACUUUUAUUAGACAAGUAGCCUACAACUCGUAAAAAUUCGCAAAUUCCCAAACUCCAAAGCCCAAAGCCCAGAUCAAAAGUCCAAAGCCCAGAAUCUUUUCCCAAAACCCCUGUCAAAGUAAAACCAAGCCAUCCCUUCCCCUCCACUCCAGCUCCACUCCUGAGAAACAAUCCACCAAAUUCAACCGUUUUCCCAGAUGCUGAUGAUUUCAAGAAUCAAAUGGGUUCUCCAAAAUCCCCUUUUUUUGCACCACCACCCCAUCAAAAACCCGUCUUUUUUCCUAAAAACACCAACAAGAAAUCCUCGGUUUUUUGCCGUUAAACCCUUGUUAAACCCUCAACCUAGUCAUCAGCAACAUCAUCACCAUUGUCAGAUGCGAGGCUUGAAAUCAGAAGCUACUUCUGCUGCUGCUGCUGCUUCUUCUUCUGGUGAAAUUCACGUGAUUGUGGGGCCCAUGUUUGCUGGAAAAACUUCCACUCUUCUCAGGAGGAUUAAGACCGAGAGCAGCAAUGGGAGAAGUGUUGCAGUUAUAAAAUCUGAUAAGGACACUAGAUAUGCAUUGGAUUUAAUUGUUACACAUGAUGGAGAAAAAUUGCCAUGCUGGCCAUUGGCAAAUCUUUCAUCAUUCAGACAAAAGCUUGGUAGUGAGGCAUAUGAUAAGCUAGACGUUAUUGGUAUAGACGAGGCACAAUUUUUUGAAGACCUUUAUGAUUUCUGCCGUGAAGCUGCUGACCUCGAUGGGAAGACUGUGAUUGUUGCUGGAUUGGAUGGUGACUAUCUAAGGAGAAGUUUUGGGUCUGUGCUUCAAGUUAUACCCCUUGCGGACUCUGUAACCAAGUUAAAUGCUCGGUGUGAGCUCUGUGGUAGACAAGCUUUCUUUACAUUGAGAAAGACAGAGGAGACUGAAACAGAACUAAUCGCUGGGCCUGAAGUGUACAUGCCCGUGUGUCGAAAACAUUAUGUGACCGGACAAGUGGUCAAAGAAGCUGCAAAGACUGUGUUAGAAUCUCAAAGGGUUCAAUGCGGUGCAGUUGUGUAGUAGUGUACAACAUCGUAGGAAAUCUGGCUUCUCAUAUCUCAGGCCAGAAAUGUGGCAUUUGCUUGUGGUGUGUAAUUGUAGAAUCGGUAUACCCUUGCCUGAGUAUAUCAAAGCUCAGUGGUCUUACAAAGCAAUAGCUAGAUUUAAAUAGGUGAUUUUUGCUCCUCAGAUGUCUCUAUUUAUUUAGGGACAUGUACCUUGUCUAAGUUACUGAUGAAUUGUAUUAAUGCAUGAUUUUACCUUCUCCUUUUGUGUGCUAUGAAUGUUGAAAAGCGGAAAUGAGGCUGCUUGUG
Coffea eugenioides is the source of this 1545-nucleotide messenger RNA. Its product is annotated as thymidine kinase a-like. The transcript is spliced from 5 exons. Gene Ontology annotation, biological process: thymidine metabolic process. Gene Ontology annotation, molecular function: thymidine kinase activity; ATP binding. The record is from RefSeq and is a predicted model, not a curated record. Bases 410 to 1252 code for a protein of 280 amino acids. Lineage: Eukaryota; Viridiplantae; Streptophyta; Magnoliopsida; Gentianales; Rubiaceae.